Molecule: messenger RNA, 873 nt
Organism: Ogataea angusta
Lineage: Eukaryota; Fungi; Ascomycota; Pichiomycetes; Pichiales; Pichiaceae
Exons: 1
Coding region: 1-873 (290 amino acids)
Biological process (GO): protein secretion; Golgi organization
Cellular component (GO): Golgi apparatus
Source: RefSeq, a predicted model, not a curated record
AUGUGCAUUUUACUGACGUCGUCUUUGCACCCUGAGUAUCCAUUCAUUUUACUCUCUAAUAGAGACGAGUAUUUCAGCCGCAAAACAGAAUUGGCCUCAUUCAAAGAUGAGUCACAUACGCAGUUACGACCUAUAGACCUUGCUCGAGAGGAGCAUGGGACUUGGAUAGGGGUGAACAAGGCUGGCAAAGUCGCUGUGCUGGUGAAUUUCCGAGAACCGAACACGGGAGACCCCGUUGGACAAAUCUCAAGGGGUCUUAUACCAGUGAUGUUUCUUGAAUCAAAGCAACCUUCUGACACAUGGGAAAAAGAGGUCGGGGAACAAACUCAAAAUUUUCAAUAUGUCGGAGGAUUCUCUCUGCUAUAUGGAGAGCUGAAAAGAUCGAGCAAUUCUGAGGGUAUUGAACCUCUACACAUAAUUUCAAAUAGAUCAAGCAAGAAAAGCACUGUUCUCAAUGGACGAGCCACCGUGGGACUGUCAAACUCUGAAUUCGAGAAACCAUGGCCCAAAGUACACAUUGGUAUAAGUGUUCUUGAGAAAACUAUCAGGUCCUCAGUCACAGAGAACUGGUCAGAAGAGUUGCUAGUUCAAAAUUUGUUUACAGUGCUUUCUACCCCAACCCCUGAUUCAAGCCAAUGGCAAGGUCUAACGUUUUCCGAAGCAUUCAGUAUGUUCCCAGAAAGUGUAUUCAUUCCGCCGGUGAAGUCUGACACGGGCUCCGAUUACUAUGGCACUAGAACGCAGACCAUCAUGCUACUGAGAAAGGAUGGUUACAUGAAGUUCAUUGAACGCAAUCUCCAUUCAUGUCCAGAUUUGUUUGAGAUACCGCAAAUCAGUGAAUACGGCUUUCAAUUGGACGGCUGGAAAUCUUAA